Messenger RNA from Solenopsis invicta (red fire ant), 2190 nucleotides. Its product is annotated as ADP,ATP carrier protein-like. Gene Ontology annotation, cellular component: mitochondrial inner membrane. NCBI's taxonomy places the organism in Eukaryota, Metazoa, Arthropoda, Insecta, Hymenoptera, Formicidae. The record is from RefSeq and is a predicted model, not a curated record. Gene Ontology annotation, molecular function: ATP:ADP antiporter activity. Gene Ontology annotation, biological process: mitochondrial ATP transmembrane transport; mitochondrial ADP transmembrane transport. Bases 831 to 1748 code for a protein of 305 amino acids. The transcript is spliced from 4 exons.
UACGUAAAUAAUAAUAUAUGGAUCAUCAAAGAUCAAAAUUUCAUCAAACAGUAAAAAUUGUAUUUCGUAUUUAUUUUUAAUAUUCAGUUUAUCAAUAUUAAGUCAUAUAUUAACAUUCUUAAAACUUAAUUUUUUUUGUAUUAUGAUCCAAUUUAUAAUAAUUUGUAUUAUAAAAUUUUGCUUAUUAUAUUUUGAUUUCUUCAAUACAAUGUUGUUUUUUGAAAAAAUAUAAAAUUUCUUUUUAUAUGAUAAAGUUUUUCAAAAUUGUGAUAUUUUAAGACAAUUAUACAAAAAUUCUUUGAUCUUACUAUAAAUCAGAGUUGUUUACUAGAAGAAAAAAGGUAAAUUGAGUAUUCAUUUUUCUUGGCAGUAUUUUUUCUGUAUAAAUGUAAUCUAAAAAUAUAUGGCUGGUAUUCAUAAUUGAUACUUAUAUUUAAAAUUGUUUUAAGUAUAUUGCCUUAAAAUGUCGUUAACCAAUCACAGAAUCGUAUUAGCAUCUUAAGACAUUACUUGAGACGGUUUUAAAGUAAGAUUCGACUAUGAAUAUGAGCCUAUAUGGUACAAUUUGAUUUUAAGGAACUUUUAAAAAGCUGAUCCUCCAAUUGUUUUAAGCGGUGCAUUGUAGAUUGAUAAAAAACAAAUGACUCGCAGAGUAUACUAGACCUGAUGUUACGUUUCAUUCCCUUGACAGAUAAUGCAAAGAUAUACAAUAUUUUGAUAACAAAUCUAUACGAGGAUUGAAAGUAUGUGAAUGACGCGUGGCUUUAAUUCGAUCCGCAUGACGAACCAUUUAUUUCUCAGAACCUGUCGAUUUUGGCAACUCCCAAGAGAUGGACUUCCAUAAAUCUUUUGUAAUAGAUUUUCUGGCAGGCGGUCUGUCCGCGGCGAUUGCGAAAACAGCAGUUGCUCCUCUCGAAAGAGUAAAAUUGUUGCUGCAGGUGCAGCAUACCUCGAAACAGAUAAGACCUGAACAACAAUACAAGGGUAUGAUAGACGCGCUAGUGCGUAUACCUCAGGAAACGGGAUUCAUCAGUUUCUAUAGGGGUAAUCUCGCCAAUGUUAUUCGAUACUUCCCAACUCAAGCGCUCAAUUUUGCGUUUAAAGACAAAUUCAAGGCCAUUUUUUUGGAAAACGUUCCAUCAGAUGCUUUCUGGCGACAGUUCGUUGGAAAUCUAGCAGCCGGGGGUGCUGCUGGUGCGACAUCGCUUUUAUUCGUUUAUCCACUUGAUUUUGCUCGUACCAGAUUAGCUGUCGACGUCGGAAAAGGCGAAAAACGAGAAUUUAAGGGUAUAACUGACUGUAUACUGAAAAUCUUUAAAUCAGAUGGAGUUCUCGGAUUGUAUCGCGGCUUCAAUGUCAGCGUGCAAGGGAUCAUUAUAUAUCGCGCGGCAUAUUUUGGAUUUUAUGAUACUACGAGGGGUAUGCUGGCCGAUCCUAAGAGCACACCGUUGUAUAUGAAUUUUAUAAUCGCCGAGAUAGUAACUACAAUGGCGGGUAUUAUGUCCUACCCCUUCGAUACAGUUAGGAGACGAAUGAUGAUGCAAUCAGGACGAAGUAAGGCUGAUAUGAUGUACAGAAAUACACUAGAUUGUUGGAUAAAAAUAACAAGAAACGAAGGUCCUGCAGCUUUCUUUAAAGGUGCAUUCUCUAACAUUCUUCGUGGCACCGGUGGUGCUAUUGUCUUAACGUUGUACGAUACAAUCAAAGAUUCAAUUGAGAAAGCAAUUUCAAAAGAUCCAAAACCUUAGAACUUUAGCUUUAUUGUAGUGCACACAAGGGCUCAUCUUAUAGAAUAUAUACAAUUUAGAAAAAUGUUUGAGUUUUAUACUUAUAAUUAAUAUCUAAGCAUUUAAUUCAAAUGCAAUAAGAAAUAUUAUCAAAAAGAAUUAUAUUAAAAAUAUAGAAAACAUGAUUUCUGUAUUAUUGCUUUCAUAGCUAAAAUUGAAAACUAUCAUAGCACUAAAAUUAUUGAAAUUUCUCCGCGAAUUAGCUUUAUGGUGGAUGUAAUUUACAUAUUAACUUUUUUUACACAUAUAAAGUAAUAAAUAUCACACUUAAGAUAUUUAUUCAUGAACACUUCUGAUAAAAAAAAAAACAUCUGCUUGUCAUAAUGUCAUUUAAUUACACGAUUAAUACAUAUUUAAUAAUUUAUUGUACUUUAUGAUCAAAAUAAAUUAUAAAAUCUGAAUA